Molecule: messenger RNA, 5879 nt
Organism: Haliotis rubra (blacklip abalone)
Lineage: Eukaryota; Metazoa; Mollusca; Gastropoda; Lepetellida; Haliotidae
Product: alpha-protein kinase 1-like
Exons: 7
Coding region: 256-4983 (1575 amino acids)
Biological process (GO): mRNA 3'-end processing
Cellular component (GO): RNA polymerase II, holoenzyme
Molecular function (GO): RNA polymerase II complex binding
Source: RefSeq, a predicted model, not a curated record
ACUCCGUCACAGAGUAUCAACUGAUGCCUGGCUAGACAUGAUAUCGUGUUAAAACUCCGUGCCAGGAACGCUGCUACCAUGGGAGACAUGGGCACGACAAGGUGGCAUCAUCCUGGCAUUUUAACGACUGUUGAGGCGCGUGAUUCUUUCGUAGGGAGGGCGUAGUCCCAAGCUGGAUUUAAUGUGACGAAGGCACGUGCCUCUUUGAGAAGCAGGGUUGGGUACUUUGCCUGAAGUGUUCAAAGAGGGUCGACAAUGUGGUCUCGUCCCCUGAUUGCAGCACUGGUUAUUCUGGCGAUACUCGCGUCUUCAGAUGCACAAGGUGAAGGCGCACCAGCAAAAAUGUUCUCAUUAGAAGAUGUGAUGAAGAUAGCAAAGAUGGCGGGCGUGGCAGGCCCUUUGGAAGAUGUCCUGAAGAAGACUCUGAGUACAGACAAACCUGUAGAAACUACGACAACACUCACUCCAACGUUGGCUGUAGAGGUGACAAGACCAUCGUCGGUAUCCACAAGAAGAAGAACAAGAACGAGAAUCACGUCUACUGAACCUUAUCAAUCGCGUAGAUUUAGAACUAACCAUGCUCCUAGGCGAUCGCCAAACUUACCUUCUACAAGACAAACGCCUGCUCGAGUUCCUAAAGUUAUGUAUAAAGCAUCUGACCGAAUAAGACGUAGGCGUCCGAGAAGGCCGAUGGCGACUGAAUCAGCCAUUGACAUUGAUCCGCCUGUGCUAACAACAGAACUGCCCUCAACCACAACGAUUUAUUCUACAGAAACAUCUACUAACCAGCCAAUAACGGAAACAACGCUCGCUGAAACUAUACUGCCAACUCCUGAAAAUAUUGUGACAGAAAUGACUACAAUGGAUAAAGCACGACUUGAAGAGAAAAGACUCGAUAACACGUUUAAUAGCAUUCAACAGUUUUUAACAAAAAACCUGAACUCUCUUUUGUCGUCAUCCAGAGCAUCCCGCGGUGAGGUGAAUCAAAAGGUGGUACCUUGGGCAUUAUCAGCAUCUGGUGAAAAGUCACGAGAUCAAUUUCCUGUGACCGAAUCCACAACGGUACCCCCUACCAUCAGUACAGGUACCACCUUGCCAGAAGCAAAUACAGCAGUGGAUGUUGAGGAAGAUAUAGCCAUUGAGUCUACUGUCAAUACGGUCCCUCCAACCACGAUUGUAACUGUGGAAACGACACCAAAUCUAGUAAUAGAUGAAACCACAAUUAAAAAAAUACAAGAAGCUACCGGAAGCCCAAAUUUAGACGAUAUAUUCGGCUCCAUGCGGCAGGAUUUAACCAAGGCCGAUUUUCUGAACCUUCUCACAACAAAUUUUAACAUCCCUAUAGAAGAAGCUAAGAAACUUCUUCCUGUUGCUACUUCUGAAAAUAGUACUCCAAAAUAUACAACACAAGAAGUUGCUACUUUCGUAAAUACUGAUAAACCCUCAACCUCAACAGCGACAGUGACCACUGCAUCACCUGUUACCGCAUCUCCAACUACAACAACCUUUACAACUAUACCUACAACAGCUCCAACUACAAUGAAACCAUUUACACCACUUCCAGUCACAUCAAGAACAACAACUGUAACAACAACCACAACGGCAACAACGAUACAACCGACUUCAACACAAUUUUUUAAGAAAACAAAUGACGUUAACAUAACAAGUGGAUCACUUCCAUUGGAUUCUAAAAAGACCCCACCUCCUUUGUUGCAAAGAUUGUCGUCACUUUCUAAAUAUUCACUUAAAAAAUUAAGCUUUAAAAGUCGGCCUUUCAAAAAUCCCCCGUCUCGUGACAAGCUCUUAAGAAUGUUAAGGGACAGUAAUAAAAAGCGAGUGAAACUGUUGAGUACAUAUCGAAAGAUGGGGUAUCAUCGUGUUGAAAACUACAGAAAAUUCACAACCACCAAUAUCCCCAUCACAAUGGGUAGAACAGCUGAAGCUAUAGCGAUAGUCACCACGGCUCCUUCCAUCACAAACGUGACAAGUCAGGUGCUUUCAGGGCCGGAUACUGGAUUACUCCAAGCUGCUAAUCCUCCUGCGGCACCAAGGAUUCCAUUUAUAAAAGCAUCCUCUGCAGUUGAUAUAAACACUUUGAAAACCAAAAGUGCCGAUUCUUUGUCUGUUAAUGAUCUUCUACUCCUGCUACAAAUGAAGAUAAAUAAGGUCAAACCUACAAAGGUAGUUACACAGGACAUAUCAACGACAACAGCCACCCCUUUUCUUGAUGUUCAACAAAAACGAUUUCUUUCUAACUCGACUGGUGAAAGAAGGACAGAAACCAUACAAAAACAAAAGACAAUCUCAACAAUUAAUGACAAAACGACAUCUGAAACGCCAGUGGUUAAACCGAAAACCCACAGAAUCAAAUCAAAGAUAAACGUAUUAAAUCGAGAUGUUUUUGCAAAAUUAAAACUUAUGGCACGGGGAAAAACAAUGGAAGGAAAGACUAAAGCCCCAACUUCCGUUACUUCCAAAACAACAACCUCCACAACAACUUCUCCAACUACGUCAGUACCCCCGACAGUUCCUAGAGUGUUGUCUGUCCUCAUAAGACCACAGAAAAGAAGAAUGCCAAAUCGUAUCAAGCAAAAGAAAUUCCUUGUCACCACAACUCAGACACCAACAACUCAGAAUGCAGCUAUUCAAGAUACACCUGAACAGAAAAUUAACAACAAACUUACUGUGAACAAUUUCAUGAGCUCUUUGAAUGAAAAUAUUCAUGGUCUCAACUCCAGUAAAAACUUGGACGCUUUUGAAAAGAAACUGGAACACAUUCUCGCAACUUCACGCAGACUUCGAGGACAAAGCCACGGAACUGUUCAUGGUGGGAGUGAUGUUAAAAUUAAUCUAAGGAAAAAAAAGAAUAAUUUUCAGAGGAACUAUUUUCAGAGGAAACGAAAUAACAAAUCUAAGAUAACACUUGUCCCAAAACCACAAUCAACAGUCACAACGACGCAGACACCAAGGCAGCGACCUACAACCACAUAUUCCCAGUUCAGCCAAGAUAUAGGUGGUUAUAUGCAACCGACUUACCAAGAUAUUAUAGCUUUGGGACAAACAAAUAUAACAGCUCUGAUAAAGUCAAUAAUCCGUACGUCUAAGCAACAACAACCCAACUAUGUUCCUCAAACACAACCCGUUCCUGACACUACUGUCCCUGCACUUAUUGCACCUGUUCCCAUGUUAGAACUGUCAACUCCCAAGACAAUUCAUCUUAGUGACAUUCAGAUAUCAUUUAAGACUAAUAUACCAAAAUCAGAAAGGUUACGAGGAAGAGGAGGAGGAGUACAGAGAGAUGCAACGACAAACCAUGUAAAGGACACUUACAAAUCCCCGGUUCAUGUUCAUGGCGGCAUUGACGUCCAGAUCCAGGAAGUUGGAGAGACGGACGCGGUGGCUGAACCGGAACCAGAACCGGAAGCGGAACCGGAAGCGGAACCAGAGCCGUUAGUCCCAAGGGCAGAGUCUGAAACUCGGCUUUCAGCAGAUACCAUCCACACUGGUCAAUUACACAUUGUUAGUGAUAUGUACAAUACGAACACAAACACAGACAUAAAUAGAAUGAUUACUGCACACCAGUACACACAAACAGAAAUCCCACCAGAACCGAGACCCGAACACGUUGUACAGGACGUGCACAUUCAGGAGAUGGUCUCUGAGCCAACAGUGUAUGGUGAGCCAACACACGGACACACAAGAACAAUAUCUUUAAGAAAUAUGCAGAGGAACAAUAUACUUCAGACACGUGUGGUUCCUGCAAACUCAUCACCUGGAAGAACAGCAAAAGGAAGUUAUAGAGUUCCCCAUGGAGGCAAUGAACAAGGAGCAUCGGCUCGAGGACCACGGGUAUCCAGCCCAAGAUCAAUGACAUCCAUCUUCAGCAGUAGGCCCGGCAUUCCGACGAUGGAAAAAAGGCCCAGAGAUCCUAGUGUUGAAGAGGCUGUAGCCACAGAUGACAGUCCGAAUGCAAAUUCCAAGUCAAACAUGACAUCAUUUGAUACAAAAAGAUCCCAUUUAUCCUCGAGUCAAGUAUAUCCUGGAGCACAGUACUCCAGACAUCCCUCACAAGAGCCUUCAUCACCUUAUAUUGACAUAGGCAGGCCUUCUGGGAUAGAACAUAAUUUCCAGACAGUUGGGCGAACGAGAGCAAGUAUUAGACGACGUGAAGGGAGGAUGAAUAAUGUUCCCUCACAUAACCGUGGCAACGAACCGUUUCCUGACGUGUAUGGAGGUAUGCUAAUACAGCGGAAGCACAAUGCUGGAGUACCAAUUGGUUCAGAAGGACAUCGUCCUGGUGACGUGGCCCAGGCGAACAGACACAUGUCCCCCGCUGAUCAGCUUACGAUAGGUCAGUCGAGUGUGCGUCCUGUUCAGAACCAUGCUGGCUUCAAAGCAAGCGACGUACAACCCGAUUCCAGAAGACAACCUGUUCUUCUGUCUGCUAAUCCCCGCGCCUCCAAACUUCAGCGGUAUCAAACUGAAAGUCUGACACCACCUGACUCCAAUCGACGAAGUAUGCAAUCUUCGAACCGCAGAUACACGAACGGUGACUUCCAGGGGCAACGGCUGCAAACGGUUUACGACCCAGAAUCGGAGACCUAUGUCACCAAACCUGUUAUGGCAAACAGUCAAAGCCGGCGUCAUCAACAUGCUGCCACUCGUUACCAGAGGAACCACCACCAACAACUUCAUCAGCAACAACAGCUACAUCAGCAGCAACAGCAACAACAACAGUAUAUGCGUCAACAGCAAAUGCUAAUGCAGGAAAACUACAACCAGGAACAAAAAGCAAAAACGAAUGCUAAUGAUCACCACGUCCAACGGAGCCAAACCAGGCAGAGCAAUGAUCCGUACUACCAAAACCAACAACACUUGGCCCCGCCUCAACAUUACCCUCAGGAAGAAUACCAAGCAAUGACCCAAGGAAUGACCCAAGGACGCAACCCGGGGGAUGUCAUGAUGCUCAUGCAAAUUAUUUGAGAAAAAAUCUUAUCUUUGAAAACUGGAAUAUACGAGACUAUAUUUAAACUGCAUUCUUAUAACUGUCUAAAUGUUACACGUUUAAUUUUAAAAGUAAAUAAGAAACAAAGCAGGACAAUGGCUUUUGGUCUACACUGUAUGUGUGUAUAACUGCAUUCAGUUCAGAGGUGUAUAACUGAGGACCGAGUCAUUAUUCCAACUGUUACGGAAAAGACUUUGUGUUCUUUCUGUGCAUGACUGUGUGCACAUAUCUGUCAGUUUGUGAUUGCAUAAUAUACAAAUGUAUUACAUCACUGCUAAUGAAAGGGUUAUGCAUGGUUACAUGCUGAUUCCCAAGUGGAAUCUAAAAGUUAAUGGAAAUCAGCCCGUAAAAGAACUCGAUUGAAAUAAAAAACAACAAAGCAAUACGAUUAACAAUCUUAUUUGAAAUGAACUAAGUGUACAGAUGACUACAAUUGACUACAAAGGUAAUGCAGUACGAAUUCAAAAUAAGAGUGGCAGUACGAAUUCAAAGGCAGUGUAAUACAAAAGUAAUGAUUAUAGCAAUAAAGACGGAGAUGAUAAUAUUCACCUCAAUGCAACAAUAUUUAAGUUUUCAAAAUAGAUCCAGGGUAAACUCCACACAAUCUGCUCAUCUUACCGUAACUUCAUGUAUUACACAUGCAACACUGUGACACACUAAAUAACACUGCCACAUAACAGCAUAUUAUGUGUAAAAGUAACAAAUACAACUAAUGUAUAACAGAUUUAUGUACGCAAUUUUAGGAUAUGAAACUCACGUUACAUUCUUGCAUGUUUAACAACGGCAAAAAUCGUGGUUUGUGAUAUAUUCAAAUGUAUACACAUUUUGUAUAUAAAUAUGUUAUCUGAUAUAAAGGCAUGGUGUAAUAUACAGA